This is a messenger RNA of Fonticula alba, 2414 nucleotides long. RefSeq lists its product as hypothetical. The record is from RefSeq and is a predicted model, not a curated record. Bases 168 to 2414 code for a protein of 748 amino acids. NCBI's taxonomy places the organism in Eukaryota, Rotosphaerida, Fonticulaceae. Gene Ontology annotation, biological process: mRNA splicing, via spliceosome. Gene Ontology annotation, molecular function: RNA binding; protein binding. The transcript has 10 exons. Gene Ontology annotation, cellular component: catalytic step 2 spliceosome.
CUCCAGCCCCCCUCUCCUGCUCUGGCCACCCCUCUCGCGCGUCUGAGCACCCCUCUCCCGCCCCUCUCUCUCUCUCUGUCCCUCUCCUCCUGCCCCGUUGCCCCAGCCCCCCUCCUCUCUCCUCCCGCGCUAGCUCCGCCCCGCUGGACCUCAGCUCAAUCGUGACGAUGGGCUCUCCUGUCAGUCGCGACGCGGACUCCGGCCCGAUGGCCUCCGACCGCCAGCGCUCGCUGUCUCCGGGGGAUGACAGUGGUGACGAGCCGCGCCGGGCUUCCGGCCGUGGUCAUCACCGCAGCCGCUCUCCAUCGGCCUCCCGGUCUCGGUCUCGGUCUCGGUCGCGGUCCCGGUCGCGGUCUCGCUCGCGGUCCCGGUCUCGCUCGCGGUCCCGGUCUCCUGUCCGCCACUCUCGGCGCCGGUCCCCUGCCUCUCCCUCACGGUCACGGUCUCGCUCGCCUCCGCGGUCGCGCGCUGCCUUCCGGUCGCGCUCGCGCUCUCCCCCAGGUGGCGUGGACCGCCUUCGCCGGACACCGGCCCUGUCGUCGAUUGUUGGAGGUCCCCAGCACAAGCGCCCCCUCCGGGACGCCUCUCCAGCUCGCGAGGGCCAUCCGCGUCUUGUGCGCGAUGAGCAUCCGGACACCUCUCGGCGUUUGGAUCAGGAUGCUGUCAUCGAGCGCGUGUCCGAAACAUACAAUCGCGACAUGGCCGCCUGGGCACAGAACCAAAGCCGCACCGGCGGUGUGUACAUGCCGCCUGGCAAGCUGGCCCAGCUGCGUGUGCAGAACCUGGCAGCCACGAGCGACCCCUCCUCCGAGGUGUACCAGCGCCUGGCCUGGGAGGCUCUGCGCAAGUCCAUCAACAGCGCCUUCAACAAGGUGAACGUCUCCAACAUUCGGGAGAUCGUGGUGGAGGUCAUCCGCGAGAACCUCGUUCGCGGUCGAGGCCUGUUUGCCCGAGCGGCCAUCAAUUCCCAGCAAGCGGCCCCGGUCUUUACCCCGGUCUAUGCGGCCCUCGUUGCUGUGGUCAAUUCCAAGCUCCCGGCCAAUGGCGAGCUGGUGCUCAAGCGCCUUGUGAUGAACUUCCGGCGCUCCUUCCGUGCCAAGGAUACGGUUGCCUGCUUGGCCACGGUCCGCUUCAUCGCACACUUGGUCAACCAACGCGUGGCGGAUGAGAUCACCGUGCUGGAAAUCCUGCGCCUGCUUCUGGAGGACCUGACCAACGAGUCGACGGAGAUUGCCGUGGCUCUGAUCCGCGAAUGUGGCCAGCUGCUGGAAGCCGAGGCUCCGAAGGCCUUCCACUUCAUCCUGGACCGGAUGCGCUCGAUCUUGCACGAAUCGGCCGUCGACAAGCGCGUCCAGUACAUGAUCGAUGCCUUGAUGCUGGACUAUCGUGAUGGCUUUUCCCAGUUCCCCAUCAUCCCCAAGGAGUUGGACUUGGUGGAGGAGGAUGACCAAUUCACGCAUCGAGUUUCGCUGCUCGACAAGACCCUCACCACGGAGGAUGGGCUGAAUGUCUUCAAGUUCGACCCGGACUUUGUGCAAAAUGAGGCCUCUUGGGCGGCCGUGCGUAAUGAACUCCUCGGCGGCGACUCCGACGACGAUGACGACGAUGACAGCGACGGCAGUGAUGACGACAGCGACGAGGAGGACGACGAGGAGGAGCUCCAGCCUGACGUGCCGCUCGGCAGUGCCGCACCGCAGGAAAUCCGCGACGAGUCCAACACCAACAUCCAAAACCUCCGGAAACAGAUCUACCUGGUCAUUCAGUCUUCGGCCACGGCGGACGAGGCUGUCCACAAGCUGCUCAAAAUGAAUCGCAUCCGUGGUCUGGAGAACAUCUAUGUCAGCCUCAUUAUUGAGGCUUGCUCACAGGAGAAGAGCUAUCAGCGCAUGUUCGGCAUCAUCGGCCAGAAGUUCUGCCUCUCGAGUCGCCACUGGCAGGAGCUCUUUGAGCUGGCCUUCGAGGAGCAGUAUGAGACUUGCCACCGGCUCGACACCAGCCAGGCCCGAAAUGUGGCGCUCUUCUUCUCGCACCUUUUCAUGACAGACGCCAUCAACUGGGCGUGCAUGCACGUCUUUUCCAUCACUCGCGAGGCCGCCGACGCGGCCAAGCGCAUUUUCAUCAAGACCGUUUUCCUUGACCUCGCCGAGAAGAUGGGUCUGCAGGAGUUGAACGAUCGCAUUUGCGACCCGGUCCUUGAGGCCGCCUUCACCAACCUCUUCCCUCUCAACCACCCGAUGGACUUGCGGAACACCAUCAACUUCUUCACCUUCAUCGGCCUUGGUGCCCUUGUCGAGGGCAUGCGUGCGAAUCUCCUCCAGCAGGUUCGUCUCGAGCAGGAGCGUCGCAUGCGCGUGGCCGAGAUGCAGGCAUCCAGCGAUUCCUACGACAGCGACUCGGGCAGCGACUCGGACUAG